Messenger RNA from Sinocyclocheilus anshuiensis, 849 nucleotides. RefSeq names its product solute carrier family 25 member 51-like. Gene Ontology annotation, molecular function: NAD transmembrane transporter activity. The transcript has 2 exons. The coding region runs from base 1 to 849 and encodes 282 amino acids. The record is from RefSeq and is a predicted model, not a curated record. Gene Ontology annotation, biological process: mitochondrial NAD transmembrane transport. Gene Ontology annotation, cellular component: mitochondrion. NCBI's taxonomy places the organism in Eukaryota, Metazoa, Chordata, Actinopteri, Cypriniformes, Cyprinidae.
AUGGCCUCCGCCGACCAAGACCAGGAGUCACUGCAGAACCAGAACCACUACUUGUGUGGUUCUGUAGCAGCGUUCGCCAACAUUGUCAUCACAUUUCCCAUACACAAGGCACUGUUCCGGCAGCAGCUGUUCGGAGUGCAAGCGUGGGAAGCUGUGCGGCAGCUCCAGAGGGAUGGUUUGCACACACUGUACCGUGGCAUCCUGCUGCCGUUACUGCAGAAAAGCAGCACUAUUGCAAUUAUGUUUGGCCUCUAUGAGGACUUCUCCAGAUUGAUGCAACUACACGCUCCUCAAGCCCCCAUCCUGUUAACGGACAGUAUCGCAGCAGUUUUAGCGGGAACAGCUGAAGCAGUCUUAACGCUGUUCGAGAGGGUCCAAACUCUACUGCAGGACCCACGUCAUCAUGGAAACUUUCAGAACACUGCGCGUGUUUUCCGUGUUUUGCUUCAACAACAUGGCAUCCGAGAGCUUUACCGUGGCCUUGUUCCGAUCCUACUCAGAAAUGGCCCUAGCAAUGCUUUUUUCUUCGGUUUGCGUGGACCAAUUAAGGAACUGCUCCCCGAAGCCGAGACAAAGGCAGGGCAUUUGGUUAGUGACUUUGUAUGCGGAGGGUUUCUGGGAGCGGGUCUCGGGGUGGUGUUUUACCCUUUAAAUGUAGUCAAGUCUCACGCACAGGUACAGAUUGGAGGGGAGUUUCAGUCCUGCAGGGUGUUCCUGGCAAACGUUUUGAGAGAGAGGGACGGGAAGGUGAGCUGUCUGUUUCGAGGUGUGCAUUUGAACUUCCAGAGAUCAAUUUUCUCAUGGGGAAUCAUAAAUGCUACAUAUGAGCUUUUACUGAAAAUGCUCUGA